This is a messenger RNA of Penicillium brasilianum, 1386 nucleotides long. The record is from the annotation of a GenBank genome assembly. Lineage: Eukaryota; Fungi; Ascomycota; Eurotiomycetes; Eurotiales; Aspergillaceae.
CUGCGACUGUGCACGCUUUCCUUCCACGAACUCACCUUCAUACUGUCCAUUGCUCUGGCAGGAUUCUCAUUCUGAUUCUCUUCUGCUAAAAUUUUCUCACUCAAAGGAAGCUCGAUAGCUUCUGACAUCCUCUUUCUACGAUCACCGUCUGAUCUCGAAGCCGAACCAUCUCGAAGCUCGUUCCGCUUCCAAAGUCAACAUGACCGCCGACGUUCACAGCGCGGCUUCUCGCGUCCUCUCUGCAGAGCCCACGCGUGAUCCCAGCUACAAUGAAUUCUCAUUCACAUCCUUCCUCCGCAAGAGCUUUGGCUUCGGUCUCGCCAGCGAUGUGCCCGUCUGCAAGGCCUAUGGCGAAGGCCACUGCCCACUCGGACCUGCGUGUCCGGACAGACACCCCACGCCUUCUCGAGUCACCACAUCUACAACCACCGCCUCAGGAAUGGCACCAUCCACUACACAUGGCUCGCUUGUCUGCAAACAUUUCCUCAAGGGUCUCUGUAAGAAGGGGCUGAAGUGCGAGUAUCUGCACGAAUACAACCUGCGUCGUAUGCCCGAAUGCCAAUCCUUCUCCCGGUCUGGAUACUGUCCCAACGGCGAUGACUGUCUCUACCAACACGUUCGCGAAGAGGCCCGCUUACCACCGUGUGAGCAUUAUGAUCGGGGCUUCUGCGAAUUGGGCCCCCUCUGCGCCAAGCGACACGUCCGCCGGAAGCUCUGCUUGUUCUACCUCGCCGGCUUCUGCCCCGAAGGCAAAGGGUGCGCGAAUGCGCACCCUCGAUGGACGGAGAAUCUCCCACGGCCGACUAUGCGGACGGAGAAGACUGAGGAAGAACUGGAGCACGAGCGUGCUCUUAUCCGUGAAGAGCAGGAGAGGGAGAAGGAGCGCGAGCGUGAGUGGCGGAGUGAACGCGGUCGGGGUGGUGGUUUCAUGCGAGGUCGUUAUCGCGGCCGAGGAAGGGGUUAGGUUGCCUACCAAUAGCGCCACAUUUCUGCAGUCAUUGCAUUUUCACGGCGGGGGUGUUUUGGGAGCUUUUUUUUUUCUUCUGGAUUUACUAGCGGUCAUUCAGGACCGUUGUCGAGAUACCCUUUCAAUAUUCAUAUAGCGGGAUGAAAUACAUAACCAUGAUGGUCGAGAAAAUAGCUUUAUAAACAGAGACCUUAUGGGCCCCGCCAACGGCGGGUUUUCCGCAGAGUCUUGGUCUCUGAAUGGUGGUUACAGGAGAUCUGCGGGCAUUCAGAUUAGGGUCUCAUUAACCAGCCACGAAAGCCAGUCGACGGGUCCCUGCAUACUUGGCCGUUUCUGGCCGCAUUGCACGACCUUGAUGCGAUUUGGUCAGCACAAAAUGUAACUAACUAAUUGACUGUAGCGCAAGAAUGUAUCCAAAG